AUGGACUUCCUGGACAGCAUCCAAAAUCGGUUUGAGAACAGUAAGAGCUCCGAUAAUGAAAAAAAUGGGAUUAUUGAGGACCUCAUCGCGCGGCUUCAAAGCGUGGAGAAUGAGUUGGAGUCUCAUAAGUCUAAGGCAAUGGACCAUAUUACAAUGGUCCGAGACCACUACUUGGAGAAAAUCAGCGAGAAGGAAGCAGAGUUGACUGGCCACCAGCAUGAAAUUUUAUCGUUUGUCUCGCUGCUCAUCGACGCUGACUGUAUGAAUUUCGACGACAAACUUGUUAAGAAGGGCUACGAGGGCGGCCACGAAGCCGUUCGAUUGCUUAAAACAAGUACACUACAAUACAUGCGGAUGGAGAAGCCUAAAAUACCCUCGAGAGUCGAUGUGAGGAUCCGAGUUUAUGCCAACGUGGCCGGAUUGAGCAAAGCAUAUCGUGAGGCUGCCAUUAUUUCCAAUCCUGCAGAUUUCAUGUCUUUUGUGCAAGGCUUCAACAUGGAGGAUGGUCUCUGUGAUUUUGUAGACGCCGGAACAGGGAAAGAAUGCGCUGAUACAAAGCUCAAAGCUGUAUUUGAGCAGGAUGUUACAGAUGUCCACUGUUGCCAUAUUCUGUUUGGUGGAUCCGGGGACAACGGAUAUGCCCGGCUCCUCAGUCCACACGUUGACUCCCCCAAGAUCACGCUAUUAGAAGGUACGCCUUUCGAGAGGGAGCUCCGGGGAAUAGCCGAGAAGCUCGGCAGCACCGUCUUUCAGGGGAUCUUCCGUACAUCUAAACUCAGUCCUCAAACGGCCCCGUCUUCAUCGACUGCACCUGGGAGACCAGUGCCAGACUACGCAGCAGCGGUGCGGACUGGUUCAGAACGCCCUGAAACAUCAAAUCCAACGACCAGUUUGGCAAAUGGAGGUCAAAGCGAAGUUAAACUAAGAAUUCUCAGGAACGCCCAGGGCCAGCGAAUCGACCCAAAGCUCAGCGUUCCUCAGCAGGUGGUUAACCAGAUAAAGGGCCGCAAGCUUUGUAAUGAGUACCAUAUCCUGGGAACUUGCGACUAUGGAGAUUUCUGUUCGCAUUCCCACGGGCCCAGAAAGACAGGCUUGGAGCUACUUGCCUUGAAACAGCUGGCGAGAACGCGCGCCUGCUGGUCAGGGUCUUUCUGUGAGAAUGAGUAUUGUAUUUACGGGCAUUGCUGCCCUUGGCCGGAGUGCAAAGGUCAGAGCUGCAAAUUUGAUUCCUCUCUUCAUGGGAUUGAUCAGAAAAUUGUUGAAGUGGUGGUAGUCAAGUGA
Messenger RNA from Aspergillus clavatus NRRL 1, 1281 nucleotides. Its product is annotated as CCCH zinc finger DNA binding protein. The transcript has 5 exons. Lineage: Eukaryota; Fungi; Ascomycota; Eurotiomycetes; Eurotiales; Aspergillaceae. The record is from RefSeq and is a predicted model, not a curated record. Bases 1 to 1281 code for a protein of 426 amino acids. Gene Ontology annotation, molecular function: metal ion binding.